AUGAUGUUACUGAAUCAUCUACCAACUUUUGUAGUAUAUUCAAACAUCAAGGAAAUAUUUCAAUUAUUCAAUUCAAUUUUUGCAAACAAUUUAAAACCAAUACAUAAGAUAAUCUAUGAUAUACUCAGUAAAUUAUUAAAACAUUUCUCUUCUAAUCUCAUACUUGAUGAAUUAUGGAUAUAUUCAAAGAAUCAAAAUUUUCGUAUACGUACAAAUACACUUUAUAAUAUUACUAAAACAAUCCAUUAUAUUGUACAAUGUUUGAAGGAUAAAAGUGGGGCGGUACAGACAGCAGCAAUUGAAUGUUGUGUCAUCCUAGAAGGAUUAUGUAAUAAGAAUUAUCCUUAUAAUGAAAUAUCAAUUUUGCAUACGAUUGAAAAUCUUCUACUUGAAGAAAUGUCUGUUAUGGAAGUCAAUUUUUUAUUACAAAAAAUACAAAAUUCCAUAGAAUAUCAUAAGUAUAAUGAUCAUUGGAUUGAUCAGAUUGAUUUGAUGGAACUGGAUAACAGUCAGCAAAAACAAGAAUUCACUAGGAAUCAGCAUUUCAUGAACACUUUGCAAACCAGUGUAAGGAAGAACUCAAAGCCUUUAAAAAUGAGACCUGAGUUAAUUUCAACAUGUAACUAUCCAUUGACUGAAUCCUUCAGGUAUCCUUAUUCCGAUAUUUGUUCAGUCUACUCACCAUCUUUUCAUCAUGAUCUUAAGAGAUUAUACCCAGUGAAUUACACCAAUCGUAUCAGGAAGAAGAAAAUACGAAGCACUGAAAUGUACAGAACGUUAUCUAAUCAAACAGAUUUCAAUAAUGAACCAUAUCGUCAGUUAAAUGGGUCUUACUUAGGUAUCUCUGAACAGCGUAAACAUUUGAAGCCUAGAAAAUUAGAUAUGAAUCAAUCUAUUCGUCAAUAUGUUGAUAAGAUGAAAACCAUGAAGGUUUAUAGGCUGAAUCAACAUCAACCAAGUUACCAAAGAAGAUCUCAUACUCUACCAUAUACUAAUACGACUGAAGAGACAGCAAUAGAUAUUCAUGACACGAUGCAGAAUGUUACAAAUUCAUCCAAUAUCCAAGAAAUGGAUGAAGAUUGUUCAAUAAAUUGGCGCAAUCAACACGAUUACUUUGAGAUAAAUAGAGGUCUUGAAAGUUUGCGUACUUCAGUAUCACAUAGACGUAAACAAUUUUUAACAGAUCAGUUGAAUAAGCUGAACAGUGAAACAACUUUGAGAGGAAUCAGUAAUGAUCAAUUAUCCAAUUUGAAGAAAAUUAAUACUGAAAAUGAUAAUUGUUCAUUAUUUAUCAACUCAGAAAUGUGGAAUACUCAAGACAGUAGUGUUUACUUACCAAGAAAAUUUCAUAAUGAUGAAUUGAAUGAACAAAUAUGCAAGAGUAGUGAUCAGAUGUUGCCAUAUAAUUGGAGAAAUGAUGUACUUUGUUCAACCAAUAGACGAUUCCAUACAGAGUCAGAAAAUUUGACAGGUAGUAAGAUGUAUCGAUUCAACAAUGAUAUUCAUAGACAUCGGUAUCGAGAAGAAUCUGCAAUCAACUGUAAUGACUAUGAUAAGAAUGUCGAUCAGCGGAAAACUAUUUCACAACAACAACAACCACAAAAUGCGACAUAUUUACCCCAAGUUAAAAAGAAAUCACCAGAUUAUCAUAGAAGACGACGAAAAUCUAAAAUGUUGACAUCAACUAAUCAAAAUAAAUUACCAAAAAUGAAAUCAAUUGAAGAAGAAAUUAUUCAUAAUUUCACAUCUAAUAACUGGGAAGAUCAAAUUAAAGCAACAAGUAGUAUACAAGACCUAUUGAAAACAAUGAAUGUAAAACCAUUAGAGAUAAUAUUCAAUGAUACAAAGUAUAUGCAUCUACUAAUCAAUGGAAUUGAGAAAACUAUCAAGUGUUUACGUUCACAAGUGUGUCGUAACGGUCUGAAAACACUUCAUCAACUAUGCGAUUACUUACAACGUGUAAAUCAAGGUUAUCUACUCAAUGCAUAUUCAGAGACAAUAAUUACCACCUUAUUAAGUCGGAUAAGUGAAGAUUCUAGUACAAAAUUCCUUCAACAGGCAUCAUUUACAACUUUGGAAGCUUUUAUGGCGUGUAUAGAUGAAGCAAAAGCGGUUCAAUUAAUGUGUACAAAUUUAUGGGAUAAAUUUACACGUAGUAAUAUACGCCGAAAUACAAUUGCUAGAAUGUUAAACUAUAUAUUUUGUAAUAAAUUACAAAGUGGAAAGAAAAAUGGUGUACUAUUCAAAAGAUUAGGAAAUGAUGGUGUAGAACGUCUUAUCAAUGUUGUACAUCAGUUGACAAAUGAUAAAAUGACAAGUACCAGGUUGUACGGACGCAAAAUUCUUGAACAACUCAUGCUAAUUACAGACAUCAAUCAGAUUUAUAAGAAGGUGUUGGAUACCAAAGCAUAUUGA
Molecule: messenger RNA, 2415 nt
Organism: Heterobilharzia americana
Lineage: Eukaryota; Metazoa; Platyhelminthes; Trematoda; Strigeidida; Schistosomatidae
Source: the annotation of a GenBank genome assembly